Molecule: messenger RNA, 1934 nt
Organism: Mya arenaria
Lineage: Eukaryota; Metazoa; Mollusca; Bivalvia; Myida; Myidae
Exons: 3
Coding region: 315-1769 (484 amino acids)
Biological process (GO): transmembrane transport
Cellular component (GO): membrane
Molecular function (GO): transmembrane transporter activity
Source: RefSeq, a predicted model, not a curated record
UAGAAAACUCGUGAUAUGACACAUUGCCGAAUGAUGUAAAAUUCUCCUUUGCUGAAACUCGAACGAACAUAUGUUAAACGGUUUUGAUUGUAACUCGGCAUUUAAUGGUGAUACAAUAUAGGGGUUUAACCAAUCGGACCAUAACGUUAGUGACGCUCGGACUAGAAAAAGUAAAAUCUGUAAUUGAAUGAAUUCGGGUAACAGUGUGUGACGUAACAGAUGCUCAUAUGACAAUAGACGAGCAUACAAUAACGUGUUAAGAAUAAACACAUUUUAACUAAUUUUAAUCAUCAUUACGUCACCAGCGAUGAAGAAUGCCAACUCGCUCUCAAUCAAACACGCCCCAGUGUGAAAUCGAACUAGGGGUCAUUUCCGGGAAGUAUUGGCAGACGACACCGGAUAAGAUGGGCGUGAAAGGGAUGCGCGUGGUUUCCUUGGUAAUCGGCUGCCUAGGAAUGGCCAUUGCGGGAUCUAUUUACGCGUUUAACGCGUACGCAAAUGCCGUCAAGCAGACGUUUAAGUAUAGCCAAUCGGACAUUGAGAUGUUCGCAUCCAUGGGCAACUUUGGAAUUUCAUUCGGGUUUCCAGCGGGUUUCCUAGCAGAGAAAGCAGGUGCUCGUGUGACAUCAAUAGCUGCUAUGUGCGUAUCAACAGGCGGCUUUAUGUUGCUAUGGUCCACCCGAUUCAGUGUGGAUUUCUAUCAUAGUCACGCAUGGCUUCAGUAUAUUUUCUUCUUUAUUGCCGGUUUUGGAGCCAUCCUCAUGUACAUGGCGUCGCUAACAACCAACAUGAAUAAUUUCCAUCCGAAACACCGCGGGAAGGUCAUAGGUCUUCUUGACGCUUCUUUUAGCGCUGGCCCGGCCCUGAUCUCUCUUCUUUAUGGAGUUUUGUUUAAACAUGGCCACGAAACGGACGAGCAGAACCAGGAUUUGAAAGGGUUUUAUCUGACGUCAGCGAUUAGCUUUGGUGUAAUUGGUCUGUUGGGCGUGUUUUUAUUGAAGAAUGUGCCAUAUAUUGAGAAUGAGGAGCAGUUUAAGGAUAUGACGCAUGUGGAUAAUGAAAACGUAUCGAACGUUCCGCCAAGGGAGGGCGAUUUGACGGGGCUGAAACUUUUUAAAAACUGGGACUUUCAGUUCUUGUUCUGGGGGUACAUUUUCUGCGCGGGCCUCCAACUGACGUUUCAAACAAACAUUACGGCUUACCUGAAAUCCUACAGACUUGAACACUACAGUACUCUUUUCACAACACUGAAUCCAAUUUUUGGAGUGAUUUCAAAAUUUAUCGCUGGAUUUUUAUCCGACGCCUUAGUUCACAAAGUCCCACGAAUCGCAGUUUUAUUCGCCUUCAAUAUCUUUCAAACAACUGUGAUGACAAUAUGCAUAUUUUGGUCAAACAACCUUUCAGUGUUGGUCCUUGCACUUAUUGGAAUAGGAAUGCCAAACGGGGCGCUCUGGUGCCUUACCCCUACGAUGCUGAGCGAAUUUUACGGGAUGAAAUAUUUCGGCCGGAACUGGGGUAUGAUAAUGAUAGGAAAUGCGUUCGGGGGCUUGCUUUUCCAACGGGUUUUUGGCUGGAUUUACGACAGCAGUAUUGGGUUUACGGGACAAACUGUCUGUCACGGACUGAAGUGUUUUACUUGGAGUUUCACCAUGAUGGCGGUGUUGAGUGCCUGCGCCACUUUGUUUAACGCUGGGAUAUUAGAAUCGGAAUUAAAACGAUACAAAGAGACAAAGAAAUACAAGAACAUGAAUGACCAGUCGGCUGGCUAGAUAUAAAACGCAAUUCAAUUUUCAUAUCUUUUUUUUUUACUUGUUAUUUUUAGUGCAAUAAAUAUGUGUUCUGUGAUAUACAAAUUUAUUUCGAGGCUCCACUCCUAUUUAAAGUUAAAAACAAACAUGGUAAUUAUUUUGAGAUUAUUACUGUUCAUGUUUUAA